This is a messenger RNA of Scatophagus argus, 1757 nucleotides long. RefSeq names its product high mobility group box 2b (gene hmgb2b). The coding region runs from base 167 to 823 and encodes 218 amino acids. Lineage: Eukaryota; Metazoa; Chordata; Actinopteri; Scatophagidae. Gene Ontology annotation, biological process: regulation of transcription by RNA polymerase II. Gene Ontology annotation, molecular function: DNA binding, bending. The transcript has 5 exons. The record is from RefSeq and is a predicted model, not a curated record.
GGAAGCAAAUGGUGGCCCAUUGUUCUGUCGGGCUAGCAGUUAGCGGGGCUAGGCUAACUGCAGCAGACCGUAGAUCUCCACAGAAGACGCGGCUAGCUCUGGAUUUCAUUCGUCUCUAAGGCUCGUACAAUUCACACGCGGAUUGAAGGGACCAGGCUCCGACGGGAUGUCCCAGCACAGUCACAGACCGAACACGGGUCCUGCCUUGGCUGCCAGUAUGAUGCGUAAAGACGUCAACAAGCCGAAGGGGAAGACGUCGGCGUACGCCUUCUUCGUCCAGACAUGUAGAGAGGAACAUCGGAAGAAGAACCCAGAGCAAUCAGUCAACUUCGCUGAGUUCUCCAAGAAAUGUUCAGAGAGAUGGAAGGCUCUGUCUGCCAGCGAUAAGAAGUGUUUCGAGGACAUGGCCAAGGCCGACAAGGUGCGCUACAACAGGGAGAUGAGCGACUACGUCCCACCCAAAGGCUUCGGAAAGAGGGGCCGCAAGAGGAAAGAUCCCAACGCACCCAAGAGACCCCCGUCUGCGUUCUUUGUGUUCUGCAGUGAGUACCGUCCCAGUGUGAAGCAGCAGUUUCCUGGUCUGUCCAUAGGAGACUGUGCCAAAAAACUGGGGGAGAUGUGGAGCAAACUGUCCCAGUCUGAGAAGCAGCCGUAUGAGGAGAAGGCCCAGAAGCUCCGAGAGAAAUACGACCGGGACAUGGUGGCGUACCGCGGCGGCGGGACAUAUGCAGCCAGAAACCCCAGCUCUUCAGCUCAGGGAGGAGAGGAGGAAGAGGAGGAUGAAGGAGAGGAUGAAGACGAGGAGGACGAUGAUGACGAGUAGAGAAGAAGAGCUGAAGCUGGAUGAGUGACUGAGAGUGUGUUAGAGAGAGAGAGAGAGAGAGUGUGUGUGUGUUUCAGAAUUUAGACGGCGUUAAUGUGAAGGUGAGGGUCUGUGACAGCUGAUUGGAUGAGAGCUGGCAGGUGACAGGCUACAGUUCUGUUUAAACAUGAACAAACCUUCAGUCACAGAUCAGGGCUCACUGAUCCCUCUGUGUAAAUGAUUGAAACUCACAGUUUGGAUCUGAUCCCACAUCAGCAGCUCUCUGAUCUGCUUUUUUAAAUUCACACCUGAUCUAUCAGAAGCUGCUUCAGGCUGCACAGAGCAGGUGAGCCACACAGGAACAACAUGGUGAUUUCAAAAUAAAGGUGGUCUAACAGGACCUGUAUGUGAUGUAAUGAUGAGGAUGCAUUUUAACAAGUGAAACAUAACUGGACUCUCAGCUGUGGAACUGAAGGUUUCUGUUUGUGAUGAAACAUCAGCCUGAACUGUGGCAGAUCAGAUCAGAUUAGAUUAGAUCAGAUUAUCAUCAGCCUGAUCAAUGAAGGCCAUGUUGAUUAGCAGCUGUAGUGACAGAUUGAUUAACUGCUUCAGUCAGUGAGUUUAUCAGCCGUCAGGUUGAUCGUCUGAACCUGAAAGUCGCUCUGAAACACACACACACAGGACCACAGAGUGUGAGUGUGUGUGAGAGUGUGUGUGUGGUCAACUGUCUGACACCAGACGAUAGUAAAGUAACCCCCCCCACACACACACACUGUUACCAUGGUUACCCCUGCACCCCCCCCCCCCCCGCGUGUUACCAUGGAAACCCCUCUUCCUGCUCUUCAUCAUCAUGUUGUUUUUUAUUUUCUUACUGAAGGUUUAUUGCAGUUCUGUUCCUUGUUCACCGUCAGAGUAGAAACUUCAACUUUUAUAAUAAAAAGUGACUGAAAACACA